CCCUCCCCCUCGCGAUCCCAUCCCCUUCGCCGGCGGCGUCGACCCCGCGCUGCUGCUGCUGUCGCUGUCGUCGUCUAGGGUUUCGGGUGAUGGUGGCGGCCUUGCCUGUCCCCGCCGCCACCGCCGGGGCUGGGAAGUAGGGGAGGAGGUGGUGUGCUGCGAGAUUUUACUGCUCCAUCCUACCCUACCCUACCCUCCCGCUCUCUGUGUGGGGGGACGGCGAAGAUCUCGAGCGGGCGGAAACCCUAGCGGGGCGGGAUGGACGUCGACUCGCGGAUGACGACGGAGUCGGACUCCGACUCGGACGCCGUCGCGGCGCAGGGGGGUGGGGCCGGGGCCGGGGCCGGGGGCGGGUUCGGGAGUGAGACCUCCUCGGCGUCCCCGUCGGCGCCCGGGACACCCACGGUUAUGGGGGCUGGAGGGGGUGCUGCUCCUAUCGCUGCUGCCGCGGCGGCUGCAGCGGCGGUGUCGGGGGCGGUGGUGGCGGGGCCGAGGCCUGCGCCGGGGUACACGGUGGUGGACGCGGCGAUGGAGAAGAAGGAGGACGGGCCGGGGUGCCGGUGCGGCCACACGCUCACCGCCGUGCCCGCCGUUGGGGAGGAGGGCUCGCCAGGGUACGUCGGCCCACGGCUGAUCCUCUUCGGCGGCGCCACCGCGCUCGAGGGGAACUCUGCCACGCCGCCCUCCCCGGCCGGGAGCGCCGGAAUCCGUCUUGCUGGUGCAACCGCAGAUGUCCACUGCUAUGAUGUUUCAUCGAAUAAGUGGAGCAGGCUUACUCCAGUUGGUGAACCUCCUUCACCAAGAGCAGCGCAUGUAGCCACUGCUGUUGGUACCAUGGUAGUCAUUCAGGGUGGGAUAGGCCCUGCUGGUUUAUCUGCAGAGGAUCUUCAUGUUCUGGAUCUUACACAACAACGGCCACGAUGGCACAGAGUGGUGGUUCAAGGGCCUGGCCCUGGUCCUCGAUAUGGGCAUGUGAUGGCUUUGGUUGGGCAGCGUUUCUUGUUGACAAUCGGUGGAAAUGAUGGGAAGCGGCCCCUGGCUGAUGUGUGGGCCCUUGAUACAGCAGCUAAGCCAUAUGAGUGGAGGAAGCUUGAACCAGAAGGUGAAGGACCACCACCGUGCAUGUAUGCAACUGCAAGUGCCCGUUCGGAUGGACUUCUAUUACUUUGUGGUGGAAGGGAUGCUAAUAGUGUGCCCCUAGCAAGCGCAUAUGGACUUGCGAAACACAGGGAUGGGCGCUGGGAGUGGGCAAUCGCCCCUGGCGUCUCUCCAUCACCCAGAUAUCAACAUGCAGCUGUUUUUGUCAAUGCACGACUUCAUGUCUCAGGAGGUGCUCUUGGAGGUGGUCGCAUGGUUGAAGACUCCUCAAGCGUUGCAGUAUUGGAUACCGCGGCUGGAGUUUGGUGUGAUACAAAGUCAGUAGUUACUACUCCAAGGACAGGAAGAUAUAGUGCAGAUGCUGCAGGCGGUGAUGCUUCUGUAGAGCUCACCCGGCGUUGCAGGCAUGCAGCUGCUGCAGUUGGUGAUAUGAUAUAUAUUUAUGGAGGUCUACGGGGAGGCGUGCUGCUAGAUGACCUUCUUGUUGCUGAAGAUCUUGCUGCUGCUGAAACAACAAAUGCAGCAAAUCAGGCAGCUGCAAUUGCUGCAGUCUCUGAUAUGCAAGCUGGUAGAGAACCAGGUAGGUAUGCCUACAAUGAUGAACAGACAGGGCAGCCAGCUACGGUAACAUCUCCUGAUGGAGCUGUGGUUCUUGGAACUCCAGUUGCUGCUCCUGUUAAUGGGGACAUAUAUACUGAUAUUAGCCCGGAGAAUGCUGUGAUCCAGGGACAAAGGAGAAUGAGCAAAGGUGUUGAUUAUUUGGUUGAAGCCUCUGCUGCAGAGGCUGAGGCAAUCAGUGCUACUUUAGCUGCUGUAAAAGCCAGGCAAGUUAAUGGUGAGGUAGAGCAUUCACCUGACGGGGAGCAAUCUCCAGAUGCCACACCAAGUCCAAAGCAAAAUUCAAGCCUCAUAAAACCCGACUAUGCUCUUUCAAAUAAUUCAACACCACCUCCUGGGGUUCGGUUACACCAUAGAGCAGUUGUGGUAGCAGCAGAAACCGGAGGUGCCUUAGGUGGCAUGGUUAGGCAGCUCUCUAUUGACCAGUUUGAAAACGAAGGAAGAAGGGUCAUCUAUGGUACUCCUGAGAGUGCAACUGCAGCAAGGAAGUUGCUGGAUCGGCAAAUGUCUAUUAACAGCGUGCCCAAGAAGGUAAUUGCGUCCCUUUUAAAACCUCGUGGUUGGAAGCCCCCUGUGCGAAGGCAGUUCUUUUUAGACUGCAACGAAAUUGCAGAUCUAUGUGAUAGUGCGGAAAGAAUAUUUUCAAUUGAACCAAGUGUCCUACAGCUAAAAGCUCCAAUUAAGAUAUUUGGUGAUUUGCAUGGUCAAUUUGGUGACCUAAUGCGUUUGUUUGAUGAGUAUGGUGCUCCCUCAACGGCUGGAGACAUUGCUUACAUCGAUUAUCUCUUUUUGGGAGAUUAUGUGGAUCGUGGUCAGCAUAGUUUGGAGACAAUCACUCUUCUCCUUGCACUUAAGGUUGAAUAUCCUCUUAAUGUGCAUUUGAUUCGAGGGAAUCAUGAGGCCGCUGAUAUCAAUGCUCUGUUUGGGUUCCGGAUAGAGUGCAUUGAGCGAAUGGGUGAACGUGAUGGGAUCUGGACCUGGCAUCGCAUGAAUAGGCUAUUUAAUUGGCUUCCUUUGGCUGCCCUAAUAGAAAAGAAAAUAAUUUGUAUGCAUGGUGGUAUUGGUCGGUCUAUCAAUCAUGUCGAACAAAUUGAGAAUCUUCAAAGACCAAUUACCAUGGAAGCAGGCUCAGUUGUUCUAAUGGAUCUUUUGUGGUCUGAUCCAACUGAAAAUGAUAGUGUUGAAGGACUUAGACCAAAUGCUCGUGGCCCUGGUCUUGUUACCUUUGGGCCUGACCGUGUUAUGGAGUUCUGCAACAACAAUGACUUACAAUUAAUGGUGCGAGCACAUGAGUGUGUGAUGGAUGGUUUUGAGCGUUUUGCUCAAGGUCACCUAAUCACUCUCUUCUCGGCAACAAAUUACUGCGGUACUGCAAACAACGCAGGUGCAAUCUUGGUUCUAGGAAGAGAUCUUGUAGUAGUACCCAAACUCAUUCAUCCUUUGCCACCUGCUAUUACAUCGCCUGAAACCUCUCCAGAGCAUCAUCUUGAGGACACAUGGAUGCAGGAACUGAAUGCGAACAGGCCACCAACUCCAACAAGGGGCCGCCCUCAAGUUGCAAACAACGACCGAGGCUCUCUUGCAUGGAUAUAGUAGCUUUGGCAUGUGUGGAAUUCAUCCAUUGCUUCAUUAUUGGCUUCUGGCUGAGCUACAUUAUCCAUUCUGCUCAAAAGCAGGCACCCUGUGCCCAAGAUAUGUGCUAGUACGCACGAACCUGCAACUGGAAAUUGUUUGCGGAGCAAAGCUAAGUUACAGAAAGACAGAGGGUGGAGAAGCUUCGCCAAUCACUACCGACAGUGCUCUCCAAAUUCUUUUCCCAAAUCACGAGAAGUAAAAUGAACAUAUUCAUGGUCAUUCAUCGGAGCAUCCUACCUGCGAGUCUUCGCCCCUGUAUAUACUCAGAUGAUGCCUGCAGAUAGGUGAGUUGGGGUGUAUGUGUUUUGGUCAACCGAUUUGAGGAACAGAAGGGAUAGUGUAACUAGUGUUACUGUACUAGGUAUUCUUUUCCUGUGUCUAGAUUUUGUUUCCACCAUGUUGGAAAAGUAUUGGAGUGGCCAAAGGAGUAAACUUAUUGGAUGGGGCCCAUCUGUCAGAAGCUCUUGUAUAAAAGCAGUCUCACCCAUUUGUGUUAUCACACCUCCAUCAGCAUUUGUAAUACCUGUCUCUGGUGCUGACAUCAUGUACAAUAUUAUCCUUGACAGUUUUGUGUAGUGAACGAAGUUGGUGCUUGUUGAUUUGUUGUGGGUGGUGAGAGCAGCCUUGUACUGCCCAGUUUUGAGCUUCAUCUUUUGUCCUAUACUACUAUGAACUUGCUCUUUUCAGUUUUGGCUUAUAAGCCAGGCCAAAUUUGAAUUUCCAA
Messenger RNA from Oryza brachyantha (malo sina), 4075 nucleotides. Its product is annotated as serine/threonine-protein phosphatase BSL2 homolog. The record is from RefSeq and is a predicted model, not a curated record. NCBI's taxonomy places the organism in Eukaryota, Viridiplantae, Streptophyta, Magnoliopsida, Poales, Poaceae. Gene Ontology annotation, molecular function: protein binding; phosphoprotein phosphatase activity. The transcript is spliced from 21 exons. Gene Ontology annotation, biological process: brassinosteroid mediated signaling pathway. Bases 259 to 3309 code for a protein of 1016 amino acids.